UUUGCGGGAACCCUAACCUUGAUAACAACCCGAAGUGUCGUCAGCUCGUCUCGUCGAUUGUGUACCUUUGUCCUUGUGCCGAGUUCUUCCCACCCGAGCCUCUUCCGCGCGGGGAGGGAGAAGCCUGUCGUUGAUUCAUGCAAUGGCAAUGGCUUGGCUAUUUCGGCCACAUUUUUGGAACGGCCGUCACCUCGGCGGUUCUGAUUUAUCCGCUCGCGUUCCAAGUCGACAACUACUUCAGGGUUAGAGUGUUCAAAGUGAAAGGCAGAUCUAUGCACCCCUGCCUCAACCCGUACCCCAACAAGUGCGACGACUGGGUGUACGUCAAGGAUGUGGAGCGCUGCGAAGUGUGCAGGGGCGACGUGGUGACGUUCAUACCGCCCAAGGAUCCCUCUGGCCACUUCAUCAAGAGGGUCAUUGGCCUGGAGGGGGACACUGUAGUGAAGCAGGACGGGCCCAGGACAUCACUGGUCACCGUGCCGGGGGGGCACUACUGGGUGGAAGGGGACAACAAGGGCCUCUCUAUAGAUUCACAGCAGUUUGGCCCGAUUCCAAGGUCCCUCCUCCAAUCCAAGGCGUAUUACAUUAUAUGGCCCCCGUGGCGCUGGAAGAAGAUAUUUGAUGACAAUCCCUUUGAGUGUAAAGGUGCGGAGGAACGUCAGAAAAGUCACUAG
Molecule: messenger RNA, 674 nt
Organism: Frankliniella occidentalis (western flower thrips)
Lineage: Eukaryota; Metazoa; Arthropoda; Insecta; Thysanoptera; Thripidae
Product: mitochondrial inner membrane protease subunit 2
Exons: 1
Coding region: 138-674 (178 amino acids)
Biological process (GO): mitochondrial respiratory chain complex assembly
Cellular component (GO): membrane; mitochondrial inner membrane peptidase complex
Molecular function (GO): serine-type endopeptidase activity
Source: RefSeq, a predicted model, not a curated record